CUUCUUCAAUGAAAAGGGUGAUUUGGCGAGUUGACGAGCAAUUUCUAUCAACGUCCUUUAUUCUCGGAAGUUGCAUUAAAUGUCCCAAUAAUAUGAUUCUGAACCAGUUUAUAAUUUUUUGACAGUUCAAAAACAGGGUAACCGUGUCCAACGAAAGUGAUCUUAAAAGUAGUUAAUAUUUUUAUUUAGAAUUUCAUUAUCAUUGUUUUCACUUUUUGUUUUUUAUUUGUUUGUUUUUUAAUCUAGUCUUACGCAUCCGGAGUAGAGUUUUUCACUAAAUAAGGUCAUAUCACGGCCGAGCAACAAUUAUGUCGUCGAAUCUUGUCUGUUCUGCAUGAGUAAGUCAUUCAGUUCCGCUGCCAAGUGUGUUUCCUUUUCACCUUUCUCGCCUAUUUUCUUCGCUAAUUAAAAACAAUUAGUUUUGCAGUGAUUAUGUCACUUGAAUUUGCGUCAAUUCAUACCAAAGUUGAUAACAAAAAUAUAUCACUAGGUCAACCUAAAAUAUUUUCAAUAUCAAGUUACAGAUUCUACAUAUCCUCCUGGGAUAUAAUUUGUCUAAGCUGACGAAUUAUUUUAAAUUGAAUUUCAACCGCCAUUUUCAGCUCGUAAUCAGGCAGUUAGCGUGGUCUGGCGGUUAGUUCAUUUGCAUAGUGUUCGCAACAGGGUUUUGGUUCCGCUACGCUUGUGUUGUGAUCACUCAUCUCGAAAUAAAUAUAACAAGUCCGAUGGAGUAAUUUCUAGCGAUCAACAUAGGAAAGUUUCGUGGAGACUUGAGGCUGCUUGUUUCUUCGAACUUACUUUCAGGUUCUUCUCCAACUGAAUAUUACCAUGACUGACUCAAACAGUACAGUUUAUGAAGUUUGGUCGACAAACGGCAGUGAGUUUAUCGUCGCCCUGAUUUUACUAGGAUCCAUCUCUCUGGUUGGUUUGUUCGGUAACUCUAUUGUUGCUUCUGUAAUCGUUUCAAGUCGACGACGUGGUCAGCGGUCAGCCGUCCAGUUGUUUCUCUUUCACCUGGCGAUUUCAGACUUGCUAGUGUGUAUAGUCUGCAUACCGCUGACCAUAUGGAUCAAUUUCUACUAUCCAAAACAGGACAAACGAGGAGCUGGUGCGGCGUGUAAGAUAGCACGAUAUAUCCAGUUUCUGGCGCCAUCCAGCUCCAUCUGUUUACUAACUGUUAUUAGCAUUGAUCGUUACUACUCUCUGGUUCGUCCAUUACAAGCGAUGAAGGCGUGGCUUCGCCCUAAAGUUCUGAUCACUGCCGGAUGGAUCUAUGGAGGAGGGAUAUUCCUACCCACGUUUUACUUCGCUGACACCGAGAAUAUCCAAUCAGGAGACGAAACAUUUUGGUAUUGCCGUACCAUUCCUAACAACACAACAGCUGGCUUCAUUUACCUAUUGUUCCUUUCCGUCUUUGGAUUCGGUAUUCAGUUGAUCACCAUAAUUGUGUUAUACAGUCGCGUGGGAAAGGCAGUGUGGAGCCGAGAAAGAAAAAUCUCUCGCACUGGAACACUGUCCACGGCUGCCACAGAAUCGCUGGACAAAACAAGAAAACGCGUUACAAAGAUGCUUUUAACUGUUGUUAUAUGCUUCCUCCUCUGUUGGGCUCCAUUUGUCAUAUACACUGGCUUCAUUGAGAGAUCAGUUGCUCCAUUCCCUAAUCCAGCCGAUACUGUUCGAGUGAUUACCUAUGGCUUCGGGCAAUUCAAUUCAGUCUGCAAUCCAUUCAUCUACUUUUUUAACAGCCCAAAUUUUCGAAGAGUUUCUUUACGCAAAGUCUGUUUGGAGGUCAUAGAUACCAUUGGACAGGAUGACAACAGGGCCAGCCGCUCGACAGGGAGCUCAGACGAGACAUGUCAAACAGACACGGUUGUGAGGCCUACUGAAGAGAAAAGCUCACAACAGAACGGCAUCGACAACCAUGCACGUCAUAACGAGACUCGCGAUACCAGACUUUAAAACAUGGGCUUAUUCGCUAUCUGUGAGAAGAUCUGACUUGUAUGGUAAGCUGGGAAAUACGGCUUUCCAGCAGCAAAGAGUUGAGACAGUAAUGAAAUUAACUACAUAUUUAGAGGCUUUCUAGAAACCUGAUGGUGCGUGUUUCAAUUAUAUAUUAUUGAUAUUCAAGUAGGUUCUCAGGUGAUUACAUAAAUGCGCUCUUUCGGUCGUAAUCAUUACUUAUUUUCCAAAACGGAGAAGGAGCAAAUGAAAAUAUAUGAAUAGCUUUCGUUAUGAUAUUUAUUUGAGUAAUUAUACUAGCCCAAAGAUUGUCCUCAGAGUCAAUGAAUUCUGUCGUAUCAAUCAAUUAUCAAUCAAUUAUCUUUACCUUAAUGGUUACUGAAUUUCGCACAACAGAAUAAAAUGUUGUCAAUCAGUAAUUAAAUCCCUUGAAAUUCACCAUAAUUUAUUAUUUUUAAACUUUAUACUCAGUUCAUGCUAACAGAUCGCUUUUAUGGAAAUUGCGAAUGUAAGAAAUAUAACAAGCUUCAUUGUAAAACAGUUGAGAAACGUCAGAGUUAUUCCCUAAGAUGCUGUGGAAGUCAUAUAAAAUGUCCAAGUCCAGAAAACACGAGAUUCGUUAGCACAGCGAUGAGCGGCCAGUUGGAAAAUAUAGACUGGACUCUGGACUGGACUCUGGACUGGACUCUGGACUGGACUCUGGACUGGACUCUGGACUGGACUCUG
Molecule: messenger RNA, 2685 nt
Organism: Stylophora pistillata
Lineage: Eukaryota; Metazoa; Cnidaria; Anthozoa; Scleractinia; Pocilloporidae
Product: pyroglutamylated RF-amide peptide receptor
Biological process (GO): G protein-coupled receptor signaling pathway
Cellular component (GO): plasma membrane
Molecular function (GO): G protein-coupled receptor activity
Source: RefSeq, a predicted model, not a curated record